Molecule: messenger RNA, 1737 nt
Organism: Malania oleifera
Lineage: Eukaryota; Viridiplantae; Streptophyta; Magnoliopsida; Santalales; Ximeniaceae
Product: alkaline ceramidase-like
Exons: 4
Coding region: 579-1346 (255 amino acids)
Biological process (GO): autophagy; response to salt stress; ceramide metabolic process
Cellular component (GO): membrane
Molecular function (GO): hydrolase activity, acting on carbon-nitrogen (but not peptide) bonds, in linear amides
Source: RefSeq, a predicted model, not a curated record
GUUGGGUUGGAGGGACCGAUCGGAGGACUAUGGUCCAUUGAGAAAGACCUAAAUUUUUAAUGUGUGAAACAGAGUCGACUCCAAAUUACGCUCUUGUCAGGAAUAAAUCUACUCUUCAGCGAAAUGAGGCGUGUCGGUUGUCUGCCUGGCGAAUGUGGGGGCAACACGCAAGCUUCAUUCUCUGCCGACGCCGGAAUAACAUGGUUCCGAAGUUUCGUUUUGUAAAUCCAAUCCAACGGCGAAUAUUCUACACACGAAGUCGGCCCCUCGCACGUGCCAGUUCAUAAAUGCUGACCCACGCCUAGCCCACGCACUUCCCACGAAAUCUGCUUCUGCAAUUCCCCCCACCCCUCCUACGAGCCCAUAUUCUAGAGAGAGAGAUCUUGCGGAGAAAUAUCACUGUUUGAGAGAACAAAUCAAUUGGAAAAGUAUAAUGCCGGCAGCGCAGAUCUGCUUCGGAAGGUCUGUCAGCUUAUUUUUCUCAGGAACAUGAAUCGGAAAUCUUAUGAACCCUGCAAGAUUUUAAGUGCAGUGCUUUGAGUGAAUUCAGAGCUCAGAAGUUGGCAAUAUAUUUAAGAAUGGCAGAUGGAAUAUCCAGUUUCUGGGGGCCUGUCACUUCUACCACUGAGUGGUGUGAGAAGAAUUAUGCACACUCUUCUUACAUUGCUGAGUUUUUUAACACCAUAUCAAAUAUCCCUGGAAUUCUCUUGGCACUCAUUGGCCUUAUAAAUGCCUUGAGACAACGGUUUGAGAAAAGAUUUAGUGUUCUUCAUAUAUCUAAUAUGAUACUUGCCAUUGGAAGCAUGCUGUUCCAUGCCACUUUGCAACAUGUGCAACAACAAAGUGAUGAGACACCAAUGGUAUGGGAAAUGCUCCUAUAUUUCUACAUAUUGUACUCACCAGAUUGGCACUACCGGAGUACAAUGCCCACUUUCUUGUUCCUCUAUGGUGCUGUAUUUGCUAUUGUCCACUCACUCGUUCGUUUUGGGAUUGCCUUCAAGGUACAUUAUGUGAUACUUUGUCUUCUUUGCACCCCUCGGAUGUACAAGUACUACAUCCACACGGAAGACUUGUCUGCAAAGCGGCUUGCAAAGUUAUAUUUGAUAACCAUAUCUUUGGGGAGUUUUUGCUGGCUUUUUGAUCGUUUGUUUUGUGAAGAAGUUUCUCAUGGGUAUUUCAACCCCCAGGGUCAUGCUUUAUGGCAUGUCCUUAUGGGUUUCAAUUCUUACUAUGCGAACACAUUCUUAAUGUUUUGUCGUGCUCAGCAAUUGGGACAGAAUCCAAAAGUUGUCCACUUCAUGGGGGUUUUCCCAUACGUGAAGAUUCAGAAACCAAAGACUCAGUAAUAGAACCCCUUGCAGGAGGACAUAAAAACUCUUCUCUUCCCAUCUUGCAUGUGAGAGCGAGCAGCCAAAAUUCUUUUAUCUUUUUGAAACAUUCUUCCGUUGGAAAGUGUUUGUAAAUGAUGACUAGAUGCUAGUCAUAUUUAUAUUGUAAAUUUAGUUUCAGGUCACGUUGUGCCAUAAGGAAAUGUUUCUGUUGGUAGUCGCUGUCGGUGAGAGUUUAAUUUUUAUGUUUUCUUGAAGCAAUUUUGCUCUCUAAUGUGGCAGACAAUAGGUGAACUAGUCUGCCAAACAGGACAAUCUAAAUUUGCCAAAGUGCAGGGUCUUCUAUGGCAACUAUAUAUAGAUCGGAGAACUUUUAAGUAGACUGGGGGUUUUCCCCCCUUUUGGUCAA